UCCUUCCCUUCUGUCUCCGUUUGCGCUCUUUCUUCUCUCCUGUUCUUUCUCUCCCUGCCCACCCCACCCUUCCUCCAGAUCUGGCGAUUCCUGCCCUCUCCUCGCCCUGUCAUUGAUGGGAAAUCAACUGGAUCGCAUCACCCACCUGAAUUACAGCGAGCUGCCGACCGGGGACCCUUCGGGGAUCGAGAAGGACGAGCUGCGCGUCGGGGUCGCUUACUUCUUCUCGGAUGAGGAGGAGGACCUGGAUGAGCGAGGCCAGCCAGACAAGUACGGUGUGAAGGGCUCCGGCAGCCCUGGCCAGGAGACGCCCACCCACCACCUCCACCACCAGCUGGUGCUGAACGAGACCCAGUUCUCCGCUUUCCACGGCCAGGAAUGCAUCUUCUCCAAGGUCAGCAGCGGCCCCCAGGCUGGGGACCUCAGCGUCUAUUCGGUGUCAGCACUGCCUGCCCUCUGCAAGCCGGGAGACCUGCUGGUGAUGCUCUACCUGGGGCCGUCGGAGCCCCCGCCGCCGCACUGGGCCGUGUAUGUGGGCGGUGGGCAGAUCAUCCACCUGCACCAGGGGCAGAUCCGCCAGGACAGCUUGUACGAAGCGCCCGCGGGCAACGUGGGCCGCGUGGUGAAUAGCUGGUACCGCUUCCGCCCGCUGGUGGCCGAGCUGGUGGUGCAAAACGCCUGCGGGCACCUGGGCUUAAAAAGCGACGAGAUCUGCUGGACUAACUCGGAGAGCUUCGCCGCGUGGUGCCGCUUCGGGAAACGGGAGUUCAAAGCCGGGGGGGAGCUGCAGGCAGCUGCCGGCACCCAGCCCCAGCAGCAGUACUAUCUCAAGAUCCACUUGGCCGAGAACAAGGUGCACACAGUGAGAUUCCACAGCCUGGAGGACCUAAUACGGGAGAAGCGCAGGAUCGAUGCCAGUGGCAAACUGAGGGUGAUCCAGGACUUGGCCAUAGUGGACGGGAAAGAGGAGCGGGCGGCAGGGCUCCGGGGCUACGUUCCUCCUCCCCUGCGCGGGGAGGCCAGCCUGCCACAGGGACAGGAGGCUGCACCUUCUUUCCGUGGGACACGACUGGAAGCAGGAUCCAUGGCAACAUUCCAAAAACCAGCAUUCCUUACACCCAUAGCCAGUGUUUUGUUUGGCUUUUAAUAGCAUUAAUGCUGAGAGGAAAGAGGAAGAAAAGAGGGGGGAGGUGCACUAGAGCGUUCUGCGAGUACGUGGACAAAGUCUCUCCUGUCGAUCGAUGUUGACCAUUCUAGCAACACGCUGAAUAAAAUUUCAAAUUGAAAUUUUUUAUUUUUAUUUUUAUCUCAUGGCUUUAAUCCAUGAUAAGUUUUUGAACAUGGGGGACCAUGGAUGUGGAUUUAGCUAAAUGAGUUUUUAGCUAACAUUUGCCUUGCAGCUAACGAAAAGCAUCAGUCAUACUCUGCUAUCUGGGAGCAGGGGGAAAGGGGAGUGAGGGGGGGAGCAAAUGCCUAUUUGUUUUGUUCCUCAACACUGUUGCUUCAGCUUGUAGCUGCAACCCAAAUUUUGUCCCAGCCAACUCUAGUAAGAUAUUAAUAGGGGAAGAUGCUCUCACAUUUCUGGUUGAAACUGCUUAUAU
Tinamus guttatus (white-throated tinamou) is the source of this 1601-nucleotide messenger RNA. Lineage: Eukaryota; Metazoa; Chordata; Aves; Tinamiformes; Tinamidae. The record is from RefSeq and is a predicted model, not a curated record.